Molecule: messenger RNA, 1377 nt
Organism: Tigriopus californicus
Lineage: Eukaryota; Metazoa; Arthropoda; Copepoda; Harpacticoida; Harpacticidae
Product: galactosylgalactosylxylosylprotein 3-beta-glucuronosyltransferase S-like
Exons: 1
Coding region: 314-1360 (348 amino acids)
Biological process (GO): chondroitin sulfate proteoglycan biosynthetic process; carbohydrate metabolic process
Cellular component (GO): Golgi membrane
Molecular function (GO): galactosylgalactosylxylosylprotein 3-beta-glucuronosyltransferase activity
Source: RefSeq, a predicted model, not a curated record
CCUAUAUAUGUAGGGGAUCCGAGGGAGCUCACUCAUGGCUGACGGACGAAGCUACACUAGCAUGUUUCAGCAAUUCUUAUCAUGCGAUUGAGUGCGAAAACUCGAUUCCUAAAUUCAUGUGUCGUUGGUGGAUCGGUGGAUGGUUCGUCAAAGCUAGCCUGGCCAUGAUCGUUCGAAGUCUCAGUCCUCUUCGGGGCAGAUACUACCACUUGACUAACUCACUCCUGACCAACUCAAGUGUCCACUUGUGAGACUGGCAUUACACUUGUCUUUCGGUAGCAAUUAACGCGAUCUGUGUGUUUCUAAAUGUCAAAUGGUGAGGGCCCGAUUGAAAGCCAGACUAUUUCCUAGUCAGUCGGUGAAACCCAUCAUGAAUCCCCGACUCUCGAUGUUGCGAUUCACCAUCACCUUCCUCUUCAUCCUGACCUCGUUGUUCUACCUGAUUCGAUCCAAAUCGGCGGGGAGCUCGCCCAGCUAUGACAGUCUGUACAUUCGCAUGUGUCACAAUGCUUUGCCCGAAUUGGGACACAAGCUAAACCGAACUCAACCCGUGCUGUACAUUGUCACGCCCACUUUUGCCCGCCGGGAACAAGUGGCCGAGCUGACCCGGUUGGCUCAAACCCUACUCCAUGUCAGCAACAUGAUCUGGUUCGUGAUCGAAGAUGCCACGGAAUGCUUGCCCAUGGUGGGUGAACACUUGGCCCGACAUCAGAUCCCUUACGUCCAUAUGGUCUCUCCGCUCCCAGAGAUGUUUCUGGGCAAGGGUAAGAAGCCACGGGGCGUAUCGCAACGCAAUGCAGCUAUCCAGUGGAUUCUCACCCAUCCUGAACUUCCGGAUGGGGUGCUCUAUUUUGCCGAUGACGACAACACUUAUGACUUAAGAUUGUUCGAAGAUAUCCGCAAAACCAAGAAAGUGUCCAUGUUUCCCGUGGGUCUUUUGGCCAACACAGGCGUCAGUAGUCCCGUCGUGAUGAAUGGGCGUGUGGUGGGAUUUUCAGAUCCAUGGUUUGCUAAGCGGAAAUUUCCAUUGGACAUGUCGGGCUUUGCCGUGAAUAUUCGACUUUUAAGUUACAACCCGUCUCGAGUACCCAUGCCAUUUAUCCCUGGGUAUCAAGAAGACAAAUUUCUGCAAGGCCUCGUUUCCAGUUGGGAAGACAUUGAGCCCUUAGCUGAAAACUGUACCAAAGUAUGGGUGUGGCACACCACCACGGUCGAGACCCCGGCCGGAUCGUUUAGGUCAAAUAGUCCUGGCACUAAUCUUCAGGACUUAUUUCAAGAACUUCAAUCGACCGGUGUGAUAAAAACUUCCAAUACGGCUCCAGUUCUUCCAGUUUGUCAUGCAGACAAAAUAUGUGAAUAAAUCGAGGUACACCAAAA